This is a messenger RNA of Asterias rubens (European starfish), 3633 nucleotides long. RefSeq names its product protein ABHD15-like. Lineage: Eukaryota; Metazoa; Echinodermata; Asteroidea; Forcipulatida; Asteriidae. The transcript has a single exon. The record is from RefSeq and is a predicted model, not a curated record. Bases 2050 to 3405 code for a protein of 451 amino acids. Gene Ontology annotation, molecular function: short-chain carboxylesterase activity; monoacylglycerol lipase activity.
CAUAGUGUAUACGAGGCAAAGUGCCUCAUUUCGUGCUAGGUUGCCGGCUGCGUGUGUAACUGAUGUAUACUGCUCAUCUGGGGAGUAUCAGCAUGGGUCGUUCCUACAUCCGGAUUUGUUUUCCAAAGUGAUCUUACUAAUCCUUGAUACAUUAAAAACAUUGGUUGUUAAGACGAGAAGAAUGAACUUAUGACUUUACAAUGAAGCCAUGCCACCCUGCUCUGCAUGGUUAGUGAUAUUUGUUUUUCGGAGUCAGGCGCCCGUGUGUGGGGGCGAGAUGGUAUCGGGUUAACACACCGGUGCAUGGAGGACACCUCGAUGGCACAGGGUUCCUUUAAUUAAACGCUGACAUCAGUACUCCAGCUGUGACUUAUUUUUUGACAUCAAUGGAACAAAAUAUUGUGUGUAAACUGAUGAUGAGGAGCAGCACUGGGAAACACUCACAUAGGUAGCGGCAACUAUAAACAAAAGCAAUCAUAGUAUAGACAACGGUCAACGACUCCAAAUUCUGUCUCUUACUUUUUGUUCAGGAAAAGACAAUCUAUUUUUCACCCGCACACUUGACGUGAAUGUGGAGAGCAUUCCCGGCCUCAGCAAAACUUGUUUCCUGAAAGGAGUACUAGCUUCGAGUUUCACUAUUUAUUAAUGCAGGCUCGCCAACAAACAAAAAAUGAAAGUUUGACGAAAUCAUAUAAAUAGUGAGUCGGAUGAUGACAACCAAUGGUCUAUUCAUGUGUAAGCCACUCUGAAUUUAGUGAGAAUAUUACAAACCCAUGUACGCAUCGCCGAUGGUGUCCGAUUUCAGGCUGGCUAAAUGAACAGUCGAUGGAUGGGAUUACUUGGCAAAUUGGCACCCGUCGUCUCAAUCCGGCCAGGAACCCCCGGAACGAUCCGGGACUGUCUUAACUGUUAUCAGUCGGAUACCGUUCAAAGCCCGGGGAUCAUCCCAAACCACGUCAUUCGUGGAACUAUUUUUGAGGACGAGCAAGAAGUUUGCCUCUGCGUUUCGGACUAUAGUGGAUAAGAAAUCCCGUUUAAAACGUCCCUUGUGCUGAUUGUUUCCCACACUCUGGAUAUACAUCUUCUCGAGGACUGGAGAGAGAGAUACGAGAGCAUUUUUAGCUCGUGGCAUUGACAUUUUCACGUAAGUCUGUGGCUACAAUCCCUUCCUGUUUUGAUACUGUUUUAGAUAACAUUGCUGAGAAUUGUCGUGUGGGCUUCAACGAAUCUCGGGAAAGCAGAUUGACUAUAAACUACAGGAAUUUCUGUCACCCCCGCUAGCAGAUUUCAGGAGAUAUUUUGUUUUCGCCAACAAUUCAAGGAACAAGGAGCUGUGAAUCUACCUGGACCCCUACGGUGGAUCAAAGCAAUUUCUCCGGGCCGCAGGUUGAUCGAUAUAAGCGGUAGAUAUUUCACCGUCACUUCAUAAAACACUCCGGCGUCCGUACUGUGUGUGCAUUUAUUGACAGGCUCGGCAUAACCUUCUGUCAGAAUUUUCCUGUGCUAAUUGAAAAAGGGGUUGACGUUGUUAAUGAACAGCAGUGUACAUAAGUUCUCCGUGACACGCUUGUUUGUGCUUUGUUACAACGCCGUUUGAAUGUAGCUGACCCAAUGUGAUAUUCAUUCGUUACUCUGUAGUGAUAACCAAGUUUUUUUUUACAUUGAUAUCCAUCAUACAAAAUCGCAUGAAAUAAUCAUGACGUGGUGUUGUCGUCAUACACAAUGAUAGCAAUUACAGCAGCCUGAACUGAAUAUCUACAUUUUUUUAGAAGAAAGGCUCGUGAGUAUUGACGUCAUUGCCAUUUGCAAGGUAAUACCUUUUACUGUGGAAUUUCAAAGGCAAUACUCGAACUGGUACUUUUAUCGUAUAUGUUGCCACAGUCUCUCAUUAGUUUGUCUUCAACGCUAAGCCGUGCGUCUGUCUUUGCCUUUUGAUAUCACAACCGACUUGCCUCCUCACCAUUAGUCACUGCACUGCACUCGGCCACUUCAGUUUUGAUUCCGUGUACAUUGCUAAUAACGGGGUGAAACCGUACCUAUUUGGCAAGCAUGAAUGAUGCUAACGGCCCGAGUACCUACUGCACCAACACAGACGACCAAAGAGGGUUCUGUUUUGCAUCUUUCGGGGCAGCCAGCGACCGUGGCUCGGGAGGCAUCUUAGGGAGUCAACGCUACAGCUUUAGCGGUCUCCGUGAGACCGCCCUGACUCACUCUAUGAGUGCCGUUCUACUCGGAACACUGGCUCUUUUUGUAGCCAUUGCUUCACUGUUUGGAAGGUGGAUUAAAAAGGUGAUAUCGUUCGCACCAUCAAAGACUCUCGAACCACCGAAACUGUACCACAGAAAAUCGCCUCUAUCGCAAUACCUACUCGCCAACUGCAACUCACUUACAAAGCCCUACUACCCGACGUUCUGGGCGGGUAAUUCUCAUGUGCAGACCGCGUUGUCGAUCAUGCUACCCCAGAAAUGGGUCGACUUUAGCCGGGAGUAUUUGCAAAUGGACGAUAGUGGGGUAGUGGCGCUCGAUAUUGCGCGACCCGGAGGCUGGAUGUUGUACAAGACAAGCCCAGUUAUUAUUGUAGUCCCCGAUUUGAAUACAGACUGCCGAAGUGUGUCUGACCUCUGUUGGAUCGCCAUGCAGAGGGGUUACCGGUUGAUGGUAUUCAACAGACGCGGCCACGGGGGUACCCCGUUGACCACACCCAAACUACAAAGUUAUGGAGACGCUUCGGACUUGCGUGAGACAGUGAUGUAUAUACGCCAGACAUACCCCGAGGCCAGACUGAACGCCAUCGGCGUUGGGGCGGGCGGUGGGUUGUUGAUAUCCUACCUGGGGGAGUACGGCUCAUCCACGGACCUCGCCUCAGCAGUCUGCAUUUCACCCAGCUACGAUUGCCAGGAGCUGUAUGAAUCACGUACAAUAUCCAAACCGUAUCACUGGCUCGCAUUACAGCGGGCGAAACUAUUACUACGGCGACACGCUGGCAACCUGGACGGGGUCAUCGAUCCCGUCUCGGCCUUCGGGGCUUCGACGCUCGCCGAACUUGAAGAGUGCGUCUUCGCCAAGAUCCAUAAAACGCCAAAUAUGGGCGACUACUGGGAGAUGAACAAUCCGCUACGGGAAGCCGACGAGAUAUCCGCCCCCUUGCUUUGUAUCAGUAGCACGGACGACCCCGUCCAUCCUAAUGUACUAGUGCCACAUGAUUUCUUUACCACGUUACCGGACGUUAUGCUAGCGUCGACUACCCAAGGUGGCUAUUGUGGGUUCUAUGAAGGCCCCAGGGCACAGUCUUGGGCCCAUCGACUGGCCAUGGAUUAUAUAGACACUGUGUUGAAGUACACUAUAUCCAUAAGCAGCGUGUCAGCGAGUAGCCAUAACACAAGUAGAUGUUUGCCUGACGUAUAAUAUAUUGUGUUUUAUACUAAUUGCACAUAAGCAAACAAGAAAAAUUGGGGUUUGUUUCCCAGCAACUGAUCCGUAACAGCAAGUGAAACCCAAUGGUGGAAGCACAUGUACUGUAGCCGUCUUGUAGAAAACACUUGCUAAAUAAUGCAUAACUAAACUAAAAAAUGUGAAUUUACCACUGUCCAAACCUAAUUAAUAGUCCAACUCCGUUGCAUUUAACAUCAGCUC